AUACUGCGUGGUUCUCACCGUGAGGCUUUGGGGCGCUUUAAGAAGGCAGUUAGAGACAAAGCAAAGUGGAAUUUCUCACCUCCUGCGUACAAUUUUUUUCACACAAUCAACACGCCAAGGUCAGGAGCGCGACCCGGUGAGGGAGCUAUGCGAGCUUUAAUUAGUGGUAUGGACUGAAGGACAACAGCGAGGAGCGGCUUCUGUCUCCAAGUAAGACCUCCAACUUUCAUGCUUCAUCUAAGACUUUUAUGAACUUUGAAAACAGACGUGCCUGCAGAGCAGAGUUUGGAUUUCUGCGGCUGUUUGGCGCACUUUUACGCACGCCUGCACACCUGCCCGCACGCCGCUCGAUAUGACCGAGUGAGAAACUUUUGAAGCCGGGCCAUGCUGCGGUGACUAAAGCUGCAGAAGGAGACGGCUGACGGUUGGAGAAUAAGUCUGACCACAAUAAUAAUAAUAUUUAAAAAAAAAAAAAACAGAGGGCAGUAAAUCAGGGGGAGAGUGCUCUGCAAAGUGAAGCGAGGACAACACAAGCUGGUGUCUCCGAAUUCAGCGGGCUCCAGUUUCAGCCGUUCCAGGGGCUCCUGCUAUUAAAGCCUUCAUCUGACCCGGGAUAAGUUGUCAACAAGAGCUGCGAGCGGAGGCGAACUGGCAGGUGUACAAGUUCAUUUACAUGCAGACGUAUAUUCACCCCGCUAUAUAUAGAAGUGGCCUGUGGAACGAACAGCCUUAAUAAGUUUCUCCUCCCACCCACCGGGCCUGCAGCGGUUCCACGCACCGGGCGUGUGCGUGUGCCUAUAUAUACACCAUACAGGCUUUUAAUUCCCUCCGCAAUCUGCCCGCUGUCGGUUUGGCUGGGAGGCCAGGAGUCGUCGCAUGGACUGACAUGGCCACCGACCUCGCCAUGAGCGCGGAGCUGCCUAACAGCCCUCUGGCCAUCGAGUACGUCAACGACUUCGACCUGAUGAAGUUCGAGGUGAAGAAGGAGCCGCUGGAGGCCGACCGCUUCUGCCAUCGCCUCCCGUCCGGCUCUCUGUCCUCCACCCCGAUCAGCACACCCUGCUCCUCCGUGCCUUCCUCGCCCAGCUUCUGCGCUCCGAGUCCGGGCGCGCAGCCUAACCAGGGCCUCCCCGGCGGCGUCAACGGCGGCGGCAACAGCAACAACAACAACAGCAGCGGCAACAACAAUCACGGCAACGCGGGCAAGCCUCAGCUGGAGGACCUGUACUGGAUCCCCAGCUACCAGCACCACAUCAACCCGGAGGCGCUCAACCUGACCCCGGAGGACGCAGUGGAGGCCCUGAUCGGCAACGCGCACCAUCACCACCACCACCACCAGGCCUACGACGGCUUCCGCGGGCAGCAGUACGUCGGGGAGGACCUAUCCGCGGCUUCGGCAGCGCACCACCACCAGGCCCACCACCACCACCAUCACCACCACCACGGCCACCACACCCGCCUGGAGGACCGCUUCUCGGACGAGCAGCUGGUGAGCAUGACGGUGCGGGAGCUGAACCGGCAGCUGCGGGGCUUCAGCAAGGAGGAGGUGAUCCGCCUGAAGCAGAAGCGGCGCACCCUGAAGAACCGCGGCUACGCGCAGUCCUGCCGCUUCAAGCGCGUCCAGCAGCGGCACAUGCUGGAGACCGAGAAGUGCACCCUGCAGAACCAGGUGGAGCAGCUGAAGCAGGACGUGGCGCGCCUCGUCAAGGAGCGGGAUCUGUACAAGGAGAAGUACGAGAAGCUGGCCAGCCGGACCUACAACUCCGGCGGGCCCGCGAACACGAGAGAUCCGUCCGGGAAGCAGGCCGGCGCCGAUUUCUUCAUGUGAGAGACGUUGCCGCCCUCACCCCCCCACACUCUUCUGACUCUAAUCGAUACUUUUCUGAUUUGUGUUUACAGUUAUUCCUCAACAACGACGACAACAAAAAAAAAAAACAUACCUAAAAUCUCAUCUUCUUGACAAAUAAAGGUUAGAUGCGCACAAGCGUCACAUCUGUGAGUCUUAAAGAUGUUUAACUUCUGUGAGUCCACAACAAACAAGUCAGGUCGGCACAUGGGAUCACUUUGGGGCUGCAGACUCUUCUCCUGUCAGAAGUCUUAUGAACCAAUGACUGUCUUAAUCCAGAGAGAGCGCCGGGUUUGUGUUAGAACCAAGCAGCAGCACAGACUGCAGGAGGAGAAUGCGCUGUGAUGGAGAGACUCUCGGUACUGCAAGCGUAAUAGUUCUUCCCCCCCAUCCUUUUGCAACCCUGCAUGCAGGACAUGUAUGGUAACCUCCAGCCAAACCCCUCCACAUAUGUAUGGAAAGCAUGACCCAUGGGUUCCCCUCAUCCAUACAUCCCUCCUUCUGUCAUCAGUAAGGCCUGGUAUGCCCCCCCCCCCCUCUCCUUCCCCCUCCUCCACCAUGAGAGGUGCAAAGAACUUCGGACUGAAAUGCAAAAACAAUCUGCUUCACUGCAAAACACAUGGAUGCGUCUCUAACUGCUUUUUUCAAUCAGUUUUUUCUAUUGUUUUAAAAGGAAAAGAAAAACGACAAAAAGAGAUUACCUGAGCCAGAUUUUAGACUGUAUUUAUUUCCACCUGUAUAUAACGUGUAGAGAGAGGGGAAAAAAAGACGAGCAAGGUGAUCUGUGUUAUUUUACCCCCUCGCUCUCUUUUUAAGGCUUUUGUUGCUUGGAUUCUUCGGAAAUGUCUUAAUCCAAAUGUUUGUAUGUUACAGCAUGCAAAUUGUCUGUGGUAUCCUCCUCCUCCUGCUGAACAUGUUGAAACUGCACUAAAGAGCAAACUGGAGAAAUGUUUUGUUUUUGUUUUGUUUUCGUUUUUUAAAAAAAAACUGGAUGUAAAUUUGAUUUAAAGGAAGGAAAAGGACUGCUGCUAAAACUCUAUGCACCAAUCUGAAGAUUAAAGACUUAAUGAUUUAUUUUUUUUCUCUCGCGCUCUCUGUUUUUUUUAUUUUAUUUUAUUUUCAUUUUUAUUUUCAUUUUCAUUUCUAAUAAUGGAAAAUGUGGCGUGGGCCUGCGGGGUUUCCCUGCAGCCUGCGGUGUCUUAAAGCGAUCUGAAUGGGGAGGAUGCUUGAUUGUUAGGAAAAUAAACGGGACAUUUUGCCUGGUGGUAUAAGUACACGCUGACUGGCCCAUCAUUACUUUGUCAACAAGUUUUAUGUGUUAUCUGCUGCCUGGAUAUAUGUGCGGUGCUGUGCAGAAGCGCUCUGGUUCUUUGGUAAAAUGAAACAUUUUUGUAGAUUUUCCGACAGAACUCUACCAAACAAUAAAAAAAAUGAAUAAAUAAAUAACAUCUCGGCUAAUUAAAAUCGUUUUUGUUUUUUUGUUUUGUUUUUGUUUUUCUUUUUUUGGAAAAUGUCCUUCGAAAUUAGUUGAAUUUGAAUAAUGCUGAUUGGACCUGCUCUAGACUCAGACUUCUGCACAGGGCUGCCGGUGUAUAUCUGUACAUGUGAUUUCUAUAUUUAUCCAACGGACCUGUCCUGACGCGUCAACAAGUGGGAAAAAUCUGCAAAGUGGAAAAAAGUUGCUGAGAAACUCUUGUUUUCAUAAUGUUUAAUAAAAAGUUUUUUGUCCCAA
Fundulus heteroclitus (mummichog) is the source of this 3578-nucleotide messenger RNA. RefSeq names its product v-maf avian musculoaponeurotic fibrosarcoma oncogene homolog Aa (gene mafaa). The record is from RefSeq and is a predicted model, not a curated record. Gene Ontology annotation, cellular component: nucleus. NCBI's taxonomy places the organism in Eukaryota, Metazoa, Chordata, Actinopteri, Cyprinodontiformes, Fundulidae. The transcript has a single exon. Gene Ontology annotation, molecular function: DNA-binding transcription factor activity, RNA polymerase II-specific; RNA polymerase II cis-regulatory region sequence-specific DNA binding. Gene Ontology annotation, biological process: regulation of transcription by RNA polymerase II. Bases 887 to 1828 code for a protein of 313 amino acids.